AUGAGUAAUAUCAAGAAGAAAAUAAAGAUACGACAGGGUUAUAGAGCUUAUCUUACGAAAAUUCUGAGCAAUGCCGAUGAUAUUGUUCAGAACUACGAUGGAAAUCAAGAGAAGAAACUAAAGCAAAUCAGGAUCACUUUAAAAGAACGAUUGGACACUUUAAAUACCCUUGACGAAGAGAUUCUAGAGCUUAUCGAAGCUGACGAGGAAAUAUCUACCGAGAUCGAAGAAGCAGGAAAAUAUCGCGAGAGUGCACACGAAAUGAUUGUAAAUAUCGACAGUGUGCUCGAGGCCAAACCGAUUAAUGAAACUAUGUCCAGGAGUAUGAGCGAGUCACAGCAACUAUCUACACCAGGACAUUAUCAACCGACAAUAAAACAUGGGAAGUUGCCAUAA
This is a messenger RNA of Paramuricea clavata, 396 nucleotides long. The record is from the annotation of a GenBank genome assembly. Lineage: Eukaryota; Metazoa; Cnidaria; Anthozoa; Malacalcyonacea; Plexauridae.